This is a messenger RNA of Bactrocera neohumeralis, 3057 nucleotides long. RefSeq names its product vacuolar protein sorting-associated protein 41 homolog (gene lt). The record is from RefSeq and is a predicted model, not a curated record. Bases 155 to 2710 code for a protein of 851 amino acids. NCBI's taxonomy places the organism in Eukaryota, Metazoa, Arthropoda, Insecta, Diptera, Tephritidae. The transcript is spliced from 15 exons. Gene Ontology annotation, biological process: endosomal vesicle fusion; protein targeting to vacuole; cellular response to starvation. Gene Ontology annotation, molecular function: protein binding. Gene Ontology annotation, cellular component: late endosome; HOPS complex.
UGUAAAUUUUGUUUUGAUCCAGCAAAUGAGAAUUUUUGUAGUUUUAUAUUUAAAAUUAACUGGAAGAUGCAGUAAAUGCUGCAAAAAUCAAUAGCAUACUAUUUUUUAUAAUCACAAAGCGUUUCGCUAAAACUCUUCUUAUCCUAACUUCGCAAUGGCAGAACAGGAAGCUGUUAAUAAUAGUGAUACAGAGACAGAAAGCACUGAGGACGAAAUUGAACCCAAAUUUAAAUACCAACGCAUUGCUAAUGACCUGAGAAAAGUUUUAAACUCCGACGUUGUCACCUGUAGUGCGGUGCACCCAAAGUUUUUGAUAUUUGGAACUUUUUUGGGGCGUGUCUAUAUAUUCGAUCAUCAAGGCAAUUCGGUAACGUCACAUCUUUCAGAUGGACCGAAUGAUUUUUCACAUACUGUUGCUGUCAAUCAUAUUGAUGUAGAUGCAAAAGCAGAAUAUGUGGCCACCUGCUCGGAUGACGGAAAGGUGAAUAUUACUGGUUUAUUUAGCGAUGAAAACAAUCAAAAUCUAAAAUUUGGGAAAUCGAUAAAAGCUGUAGCUCUUGAUCCAGAUCCCAAGGCAGUAGCUGGUAAAAGAUUUGUCGUUGGUGACGAUAAGCUUACGUUGUAUGAAAGAAAUUUUUUGAAAAAAUUAAAAACAACCGUACUAUCCAGCGCCGAAGGUUAUGUAUUAUCUGUUUGUUGGAAUGAUUCCUUUGUCGCUUGGGCAAGCUAUCUCGGUGUGCGUGUCUAUGAUCUGAAUGAAAAGUGCUCGCUUGGUCUCAUGAAAUGGGAAGAGCCUGUCAACGCACGUUUAGAGAAUUUCCGCUGCAAUUUUCGUUGGUCAAAUGCUACUACAUUACUGAUUGGUUGGGUCGAUACCAUAAGAAUUUGUGUUAUACGUAAACGAAAUUCAAUAGAAGUGGCUUCCAGAGACUUACCUGGUUUUAUAGUUGAUCCAAUAUCAACAUUUCAAACCACAUUUUAUAUUUCUGGCCUAGCACCACUCACCUCCAAUCAAUUGGUUGUGCUGGGCUGUCCAAAAGAGAAAGAUGCAGAACGAAAGUCGUUGCGGCCCGUAUUAUGUGUUAUGGAAUAUAAAUUAAAUAGUAGUGAAGAAAUUUGCACCGAUAGUCUCUCAUUGCGUGGUUAUCAAGAAUAUACCGUCAAUGAUUAUAGUUUAGGCUGUAUUAUAGAAGAAAACCGAUACUUCAUUGUCGCACCAAAGGAUAUUGUCGUGGCUAGUUUAUACGAAACGGAUGAUAGAGUUAAAUGGCUAGUUGACCAUCGAAAAUUCGAGGAAGCAAUGGAAGUGAUAUCCACACACGGCGGCAGUUGGUCGUUGCUAUCAGUGGCCAAGUUAUAUAUAAAUCAUUUAUUGGCGUUGAAUCAGUUCGACGAUGCUGCGAAGUUAUGUUUACGUGUUUUGGGCAAUAAAAAAUCGUUAUGGGAAGAGGAAGUAUUCAAAUUCUUUGAACGUCAUCAGUUACGUUCGGUUAGCGCCUAUCUACCUACCUCCGAUGACUGUAAACUUGAUCCGCAUAUUUACGAGUUGGUAUUAUAUGAAUAUUUGAAGCAUGAUGCCAAGGGAUUUUUGAACCUUAUUAAAGAGUGGCCAUCAAACUUAUACGAUUGUGCGGCAGUCAUUAAUGCAAUACACGACAAUUUCCGUAAACAAAAUGCGAAUGAAUUGUUGGAAGCAUUGGCCAUACUCUAUUUGCAUCAGCGCGAUUAUGAGAGUGCGUUGCGAAUGUAUUUGAAACUACAAAAUGAAGAUGUUUUUGAAAUGAUACGUCGUUAUGAUCUUUAUGAUGCAAUACACAAAAUGAUUAUACCACUUAUACAGCUGAAUCGUGAGCGUGCCUUUAAAGUUUUAUUCGAAAGGAAUAAAAUUUCACCGGAAAUUGUGGUGCAGCAAUUGGAGCAAAAUCAAGAGUAUUUAUAUUGGUAUUUGGAUGCUUUAGACAAGGUGGAUAAAAGCGGUAAAUACCAUUGGAAAUUGGUAAAUCUCUAUGCAAAAUACGAGCCGGAAAAGUUAUUACCAUUUCUAAAACGUUCCAAUCACUAUCCAAUGCAAGAAGCUUUGGAUGUUUGCAAACGCGAAUUAUUCUAUCCUGAGAUGGUAUACCUGUUGGGUCAAAUGGGCAAUACUAUAGAGGCCUUAAACAUAAUUAUUGAAAAGAUCCAAGACAUUGAAAUGGCUAUUGAGUUUUGUAAAGAGCACAAUGAUUCGGAUUUGUGGAAUAUACUGAUAGAUGAGUCAGUUAAAGAGCCUACCAUUGUACUCAAGCUGUUGAGUGGCAUUGUUGACUACGUCGAUCCGGUUGCUGUUGUUGAGAAAAUCAAACUUGGUCAAAAUAUUCCCGGCUUGCGCGACGCCGUCGUCAAACUUUUAUGGGACUAUCGUUUGCAGGUUAAAAUUCGCAAGAGUGCACAAAAAAUUCAAUGGGAGUUUUAUUAUGAGCGUCAUGCCAGAGUAGUGAAAAGACAAAAUCGUGGACGUUGCAUUCCCUCGUCAGAGCGUUGUUUGAAAUGUAAUCGUCCUCUCAUUAGCAUGAAUGAACAUAUUCCACCACUUAAUGAUGUUGUCGCAUUCCUAUGUGGUCAUGUGUACCAUACAAACUGUGUGCCUGGUGGGCCUGACAAUGAGCACUGCGAACUUUGUAAUCCUAGUGACUUUAACAAAGAAGAGGGCUUUGCACUGCUUUUAGAAUAGAACAUUUUCACAAAAAAUAAUGUUUUUUCAAAGCCAUUGGGUUGAUAAUUAAACGAAAACACCAAAAGCGCUGAAUUUAUUUAAAAAGACUACGACUAUAAUAAUUAACAAUUAAUACUAGUUUUUUAACGCAAUAUUCGAAAGAGAACCUUCCUACUGAAUUUAAGCCAAAAAGUGUAAAUUCUGCACAAUGUAUUAUAUUCUUGCUGCAAGCCUUGUUAACCUGACCCAUUUCUAUUAAUUUUUGCCCACAACACUACAAUAGAGCAUACAUAUUGUAAAUAUAUGCAAUUUUUUUAUUAUUAUUCCUACGAAUUAUUUUUUUAAAUAAAGCUUUUUAUAUGCAA